CUGCUGCUGCUGCAGGAGGAGGAGGUGACUCACCCGGGCUGUCAGUCAUGACGACUGCAGGGGAGAAUAUGAGAAUAGUCAACUCUGAAGGAGGAAGCUAGAGGGACUUUUCUUUUGAGCACGCUGAGCAUGCUUAUUAGGGCGAGUAUCAGUGUGCUGGAGGUGAAAAGGCAAGUGAGAGAGGACGCAGAGUAGACAGGAGAGAGAGAGAGAGAGAGAGUGAAGACAGACAGAGAGAGGACAUGGCCCGGCAUGCUCUUUUAACAUGUUUGCACAUCUCUCUUUUCCUCUUCAUUCUGGACACCGGGCGUGUUUCUGCAGAUGGAACCCAAGUGCAGAGCGCGACGGCCCCGGGGGAUUUCAUCAUCGGGGGAAUCUUCCCUCUCCAUGAAGAUGUGGACAGACACAACGUCACCUUUGAACCCCACCUGCUGCCGUGUAUCAGGUUUGAAGAAAGGCGGCUGGUGAAAUUGCUGGGUAUGAUCAACGCCAUAGAGACGGUGAAUAGAUCCCCUCCGCUGACCGAUGUCAACAUCACGUUGGGCUACCACAUCCUGGACUCGUGUUCCGAUGUGGACACGGCUGUGAGAGCCACGGCGGACUUCAUGCGGUCCAACUGCAGCUCGUCCGCCGGUGUGCAGCCGAUCACUGCCGUCAUAGGGGCGUCGCACUCUGAGACGUCGAUCGCCAUGGCGCGGCAGCUGACCCUGAAGAUGAUUCCUCAGAUCAGUUAUUCCUCCACCGCUGUCAUUCUGAGUGAUAAGAACCGCUACCCUGCCUUCAUGAGGACCGUCCCCAAUGAUGAGCACCAGACCGCUGCCAUGGCCAGUCUGCUCAGCGACUUUGGCUGGAACUGGGUGGGAAUAGUUACCACAGAUGGAAACUACGGCCAAUCGGCUCUCGACCACUUUGUGUCCCAGGCGUCUCUGAAGGGAAUCUGUGUGGCCUUUAAAUCCGUCCUACCUCAAUUCGUUACCAGUCAGGACGUCCCGACUGUUAUCAGGCUCACCGCCGAAACCAUCCUAAAGAAUCCCAAGGUGCAGGUGAUCGUGUCGUUCGCCAAGUCCGCCCACAUGACGGACCUGUUCCUGGAGCUUCGCAGGAGAGCAGGACAGCGCAUGGAGUCGAUGAAAAGAGUGUGGGUGGCCAGUGACAGCUGGUCCACCUCAGACCCUCUGAAAGACAACCUAACUCUGUCGGACAUCGGACAUGUUGUGGGCUUCACCUUCAAAAGUGACGACCUGUCCUCGUUCAACGAGUACCUGAGCAGGCUGGUGGCGACUGGACCCGAGUCCGUGAAGAACAACCCCUUCUUCCAAGAGUUCUACAUGUCGCUGGAUUCCAGCAAAAGUUCUGGAGACCCUGAGCUGAUGGCGGAAGCCGCGGCCAAACUGAAAGAUCACGCCUACGCUGACACCAUCUUCGGCGUGGAGGCGGCUGUGAGCGCCAUCGCUCAGGCUGUGGCGUCAAUCUGCCGGAACAGAGACUGCAAAACACCGGGCGCGGUGAAACCCUGGGAGGUGCUGAAAGCUCUGUGGAUGAAGGAGUUCAAACUUCGCGGAAAGACCUACAAGUUUGACAGCAAGGGAGACAUCGACCUGGGCUACGAUGUGAUCAAGUGGAGAUCAGUGAGGAGAGGAUACAUUGAAGUCCAUGACGUGGUGUCUGAGUACCACCCGCACAACAACAGCUUCACCAACAUCAGCCAACAUCUGUACAACCUGACGCACAUCGUCUCAAAAUGCUCGAACAGCUGCACGCCUGGAGAGUUCAAGAAAACAGCCGAGGGUCAACACACCUGUUGUUAUGAGUGCAUUAACUGCACCGAGAACUACUACUCCAACGACACAGAUAUGGACCAGUGUUUGAGCUGCGAUGUGCACACAGAGUGGUCUCGUCAGGGCAGCUCCAGCUGCAACCGCAAAGCCCUGCUCUUCUUCUCCUGGCACGACGGCUUCGCUAUCGUCCUCGUGGCGUUCUCUGUGCUCGGCAUCGUCCUCACUCUGUUGGUCUCUGCUCUCUUUCUGCAUCAGCGGGAAACGCCGGUAGUGAAGGCUUCUGGGGGGCCGCUGAGCCAGGCCAUCCUGUUCUCUCUGGUCAUCAGCUACAUCAGCGCCAUGAUGUUUGUGGGCCAGCCCAACAGCUACCAGUGUAAAGCGCGGCAGGUGCUGUUCGGCAUCAGCUUCACCCUGUGCGUGUCGUGCAUCCUGGUGAAGACCCUGCAGAUCCUGCUGGCCUUCCAGUUGAACCCUGAGCUGCAGCUGGUUCUGAGGAGGCUCUACCAGCCGUACGUCGUCGUUAGCAUCUGCGUGUCCUUACAGGUAGCCACAUGCAUCACCUGGCUCGUCCUCAAAAGCCCUUCUAACAUCACCAUCAGACUUCCGACCACUCUGCUGGAGGACUGUCAUGAAGGCUCGUACCUAGCCUUCGGGGUGAUGUUGGGCUACAUCGCCGUCUUGGCUUUGGUUUGCUUCAUUUGCGCCUUCAAAGGACGCAAGCUGCCCCAGCACUACAACGAGGCCAAGUUCAUCACCUUCAGCAUGCUCCUCUACCUCAUCUCCUGGAUGCUCUUCGUCCCCGUCUACGUCACCACCUCGGGAGUGUACCUGCCGGCCGUGGAGAUGGUGGUCAUCCUCAUCUCCAACUACGGUAUCCUCAGCUGUCACUUCUUCCCCAAAUGCUACGUGAUGCUUUUCAAAAAGGAGCAAAACACCAAGAAUGCUUUCAGGAAGAAUCUGUACGAAUUCUCCAGCAAAACCAAAGAUUCAAAAUCUGAGUCUGGAGGGUCAGAGAAACAAUCCUCCAGCGGUAUAAGCUCCAUCGUCAGCGUUUCGACCCUCUCUUCACCGACAGCUGAUCCUAAAAGUCCUGUUGAUUCGAUGGACUGGGAAGACUGGACGAGCACCAUCAGUUUAUACCGAGGCUCGAUCAAGAGAAGAAGCUGCCUCAGGAGAAGCACUAGCUUAUAAACUAAGAUGUUUUCUGCUGAGCAGUCAAAAAUCAGUCAUAUGAAACUUGAUCUUGAAUUAAAAGAUGGAAGGAGGAACUGUCUCAAAACUGUACAAACGACUGUGCCACUCGUUGUGACACAUCUAUGCUAGCACAAUGGGAGAAAGAUCUGAGUGUGUACAGAUCGGUGGAACUCAAUACCGACUCGUUCAAGUCACCUUCAAAAGAUACAAAAUAAUCCAGAUGAAGGUUAUGUGGCGGUCAUAUUUCAACCCCACACAAAUUGAAGAAAAUGGCCCGGUAAUGUUUCUGAUUUGUGCUGGCACUCAAGUUUGGAACUGUCCACAGGUCCAGAAAUUCUGGAUUUAAGUGAAAGAUUUUCUGUGCAAAAUACUUAAUGAAGUCCAACAGUGGGUAUACUGGGAUGUAAGAUAGUUGGGGUAACUUAUUGAUUGGAAGGUAAGAGAGUUGAACUGUUUUGACGUGGACAGCUGGCUUAAAGAAUGCUGUAUCUGGAAUUGGUGUCAUUGGAGCAAGCAGCAUCUUUUUUUGCAGAUCUGGGCAGUGACCAAGGACGUUCUUUGAGCCUGAUCACAUCCGGUUGGACUGUUAGAUGUUGGUGUUUAUCACCCUGGAGGUUAUUAUGGAUAUGAAGUUUUGUAGUCAAGACCACACCGACUGAGACCAAGACAUACCCGAGACCAGAGUGCUCAGAGACUAGGACAAGACCGAGACAUUUAUGUAUGGAGACCGAGUCAAGACCAAGACCGAGACCGAGACCAUAAAUAUCACUAAGAAAUCAUCGUCUUGUGUGCAGGGGGCGUGUCACUCAUUUAAGACAGUAGCACCAGGAAGGUUGCGGCCGUAACCAGGAAAUAAAAAAUCAAACAAAUGAAUUAUAAAGUUAUUUAACUUAAAGUAAUAACGGGGGGGAAAUAGUGGAUCAGUGGUGACCGGUCUUGAUUUAAAAUCCAGAGUCGGCCCAAUCCGAGACCGAGACCUUCAAAAGGUGGUCUUGAGACCAAGACCCUUUUUAUAUCACAAUUUGAAACCGACCUAUGUGUAUGUAAAUGAAUGUGUUUAUUUAUGGCUGUGAAUGCAUAUGUGUAAAUGUAUAUAGGUACGUAUGUGUAUAUAUAGAUAUAUUAGUGUUUUUUAUCAUUUUUGUCACCACGCAAUUUAGAACAGUUGGGAGCAAACUGUUGGGUUACAGAGGGUUGAGUUGUUGGGGUUUCUUUGUUGCAGGAUAAGUCCUGUCGAGGGGAAGCUGGGCUUCACCUCAGUGUCUGCCUCACAGAACGAGGAUCUCUCUAUUGUCUUUAAUUGUCUUUGUUGUUGUUUUUUUUUUGCAUAAGGUUGUCUUGCGUUAAAUCCUGCCCUUUUCUUUGUUCUAUAAUUUUGAUAAACAAAAUAAAAUGUAUGUGGAGUUCCACACAGUGUUUCUAUAAUAAAA
Messenger RNA from Labrus mixtus (cuckoo wrasse), 4402 nucleotides. It is a transcript of the gene gprc6a, whose product is annotated as G protein-coupled receptor, class C, group 6, member A. The transcript is spliced from 6 exons. The record is from RefSeq and is a predicted model, not a curated record. Gene Ontology annotation, biological process: G protein-coupled receptor signaling pathway. Gene Ontology annotation, cellular component: membrane. NCBI's taxonomy places the organism in Eukaryota, Metazoa, Chordata, Actinopteri, Labriformes, Labridae. Gene Ontology annotation, molecular function: G protein-coupled receptor activity. The coding region runs from base 243 to 2969 and encodes 908 amino acids.